GGGGCGCCAGCAGGGCUCCGAGCUCGAGCUCGGGGCUCGUCGGGGCCCUGCCCGCAGGCAGCGGGGCGCGCCGGGUCCUGCCGGCAUGGGCACCGCGUGCUCGGCGCCUCCAGUGGACGCGGGCACGGAGAUCAAGGUAACGGCUGCCGACGCGGCCCCCGGCGCCGAGCAGCCCGCGGGCGUCGGCGUGGCCGCCGACGCAUCGACCGGCAAGUCUUCGGAUCCGAUCACGACCAACGCGUCGAACGCGUCGAACGCGUCGAACGGCAUUGCGAGCGGCCUGUCGAACCGCCUCAAGGCGAGCCUGGAGGCAAAGGCCUCGGCCCACGUCGAGAAGCACACGGGGAAAACGCCCGAGGAGUGGAGGGCGAAGGCGACCGACCUCGUGACAGACUUCCGGGCGGACUGGAAGAGCGCGGUGUGCAAGCAGAUGGACGCCGCCCUGGCGAGCACCGACUACACCCAGCUGAACCGGCUGCUGGACGGCGCGGGGCCGGCCUUCUUUCUGGAGUCGAACAGCGUGCCGGAGUCCAUGCAGAAGGCUGCACAGAAGGUUCAGGUGGCCCAGCGGCAGCUGGCGGACGCCAUCGCCUCCGAGGCGGACAAGCAGCUCAAGGGCGCGCUGGUCGCCGCCGAGCGGCUGAAGGCCACCGACCUCCCCGAGUUCGCGGAGGCGGUGGACCUGUACAAGAGGGUGCGCAAGCUGCCCGAGGGGUGGGAUGUGGCCAAGAUGGUGCUUCAGCGGGAGGGGAAGUUCGCGGUCGCCAAGCUCCCGGUGAGCGACCCGGCGGUCAUUGCCAAGUUCCAGCGGCUGCUCGACGCGACUCACCGAACGGUGUACACGCGGGACCGCAUGGGGCAGGCGGUGCCGGAGCGGCUGGAGGUGGUGAGCGUCACCACGGUGACCAACGACCAGCUGUGGGGGGAGUACAUGGCCCGCCGGGAGGGCGUCCGCCGCGAGAUCGAGGCUGACCCCGCCGACUUCCAGGUGCACCCGGUGGACACGAUGGUCUCGACCGAUGUCGCGGACGUGAGGCCCGGCGAGCCCAUGGAGAGCAUCGUGGAGGCCCUCGCGACGGACUUCGGGGAGCCGAUGCGGGCGGACUGCAACGAGGUGUUCCUGUUCCACGGCACCAGCGCCAUCGCCGCCAGCAAGAUCACCACCGAGAAUCUGAGAACGAAUCUCGCUGGCUCCAACGCUGGCACGCUGUAUGGGCGCGGGGUGUACCUGGCCGAAAACGGCAGCAAGAGCGACGAGUACACGCGGCCCGGGGCAGGCGGCGAGCGACACCUGCUGCUCUGCCGGGCCGUCCUGGGGCGGGUGCUCUACUCCGACGCGGUGGCCACCAACCCCCGCGAAUGCGAGGACGCCUGCGUCAAGGGCAGGUUCCACUCCGUGCUCGGGGACCGGAGGAAGGCCCGCGGCACGUUCCGCGAGUUCGUCGUGUUCGACAAGGAACAGGUGUACCCCAACUGGAUCAUCACGUACAGGAGGAAGGACGCGGCCCCAACCGACCCGUCCCGCACCUUCCAGGUGGUGUGUCCGAAGGGCGCGCAGGGCACGGUCCUGCAGGUCAAGGCGCCGGACGGCAAGCUGCUGCAUGCGUUGGUGCCGCAGGGCUGCAAGGCCGGGGCAAAGUUCACGGUGCAGUACUGA
Prorocentrum cordatum is the source of this 1657-nucleotide messenger RNA. Lineage: Eukaryota; Dinophyceae; Prorocentrales; Prorocentraceae. The record is from the annotation of a GenBank genome assembly.